GUCCUCACAGAGCCGAAGAAUGCUCUAGGUAAGCAAUACAAGAAGAUGUUCCAAAUGAAUGGGGAAUGGGAAUCAAUUGCUCGUCUGGAUUUUGAGUGGUUAUCAUACUCUUGCUGUGAUGAAAUGGCUGUUCUGACAGAGAAAUUAUGUAAAUUGUUUCAGGUAAAGCUACAUUUUACAGAAAACGCACUAAGAUCAAUUGCCAAAAAAGCAAUAUCUAAAAAUACUGGUGCUCGGGGAUUACGAUCAAUCUUAGAGAAUGUGUUGGUAGAUGCUAUGUAUGAGAUUCCUGAUAUUAGAACAGGCGAUGAUGUUAUUGAUGCUGUCGUCGUCGAUGAAGAGGCCGUUGGAAGUAUGGGGUGUGGGAAAGGGGCUAAAAUCCUUUAUGGUAAGGGGGCAUUGGAUCGUUAUCUCACGGAGCAGAAAAAUGAUUCAGAGACCAGGGAGACAUCAACCACAGAUCAUGAAGCAGAUACAGAACUUCCUUCCAUUGUUGCCAGCAUGUAA
Messenger RNA from Sphenostylis stenocarpa, 507 nucleotides. The record is from the annotation of a GenBank genome assembly. NCBI's taxonomy places the organism in Eukaryota, Viridiplantae, Streptophyta, Magnoliopsida, Fabales, Fabaceae.